Messenger RNA from Sus scrofa (pig), 5236 nucleotides. It is a transcript of the gene BEAN1, whose product is annotated as brain expressed associated with NEDD4 1. Lineage: Eukaryota; Metazoa; Chordata; Mammalia; Artiodactyla; Suidae. The record is from RefSeq and is a predicted model, not a curated record.
AGGCAGAGCGGCGCGCCCCCCGCGACGCCCGAGCCCGAGCGCAGCGGCAUCCGAGCGGGAACCGGAGCGGGAGCGGGAGCGGAGCCAGAGCGGGAACCCGAGCUGGAGCCGAAGCUGGAGCCGGCAGUGCGGCGCACGGAUCGGAGCGAGGCAGCCAAGCCGAGUGAGCGGAGGGUCCUUCCCUGCGAGAAGUCAGAGCUGUGCACCUGGGCAGGCUGGCUCCGCUCUUCUGCUCCAAGGAUUACAUGUCCUUCAAACGCCCCUGCCCCUCUCGAUACAACCGCACCAGCUACUUCUACCCCACGUUCUCAGAGAGCUCAGAGCACAGCCAUCUGCUGGUGUCUCCCGUGCUGGUGGCGAGUGCCGUCAUAGGUGUGGUCAUCAUCCUCUCCUGCAUCACCAUCAUCGUGGGCAGCAUCCGCAGGGACAGGCAAGCCCGGCUCCAGCGGCACCGCCACCGCCCUCGCCGCCGCCACCACCACCACCACCGUCGCCGCCGCCGCCGCCGCCAUCGAGAGUCCGAGCACGGCUACGUGUCUGACGGACACGUGUACAGCCGCUCAAGCCACAGACUGCGCUACGCCUGCAGCCCUGCCGAGGACUGGCCUCCACCCUUGGACCUCAGCUCUGAUGGGGACGUGGAUGCCACGGUGCUCCGAGAGCUGUACCCAGAUUCCCCACCAGGUUACGAGGAGUGUGUGGGGCCGGGGGCCACGCAGCUGUACAUCCCCACGGACGCCCCGCCCCCCUACUCGCUGACCGACUCCUGCCCCGCGCUGGACGGCGCCCUGGACGCAGGCAGUGGCCGCAGCCCCGGCCGACACCAGCAGAGGCCGCAGGGCCCGAGCGGCCUCCGCACCGUCUCCAUGGACACCCUGCCCCCUUACGAGGCCGUGUGUGGACCCAGCCCCCCAUCGGGCCUGCUGCCUCUGCCGGGGCCAGAACCCGGCCCAAGAGGCUCCCAUGGCUCCCCUGCGCCAACCCGGGCCCCGGCCUCGGGCCCAGAGAGGAUCCUGUGAGGGACCCAGUGGUCAGGUCCUGCUGGCCCCUCGGGGCUGAGCCACAUCUUUCAGGCACACAGGGGCACACACAUGCGCACACAUGCACGCACACACAGACAAACACACAUGGCACCCCCACACGCACCCAUAUAUACACAACUUGGACACACACACUGACACACUGUGGGCACACACACAUCCAGACGUGCCCCACACGUGUGCAGACACGUGCGCACACACGGCCCCCCUCACCUACACGAUCCCAUCGGCGAAGGUUUCAUUACCGAUGACGCUCUCCCACCUCCAGCCUCCUCCCCAGCCCGCAGACGAAGCUGGGAGCAGAGAGGUGGAGGAGGGACCAGGGCUCACUCGGCGCCGCCUCCCCCCCCCCACCUGUCUGCCCUGCCCCCACCUGGCAGGCUGUGCCCAAACUCGGAUUCUGCCUCCAGUGACUGCUCGACCAUCCAGGUCAGCUGCCAGGCUCGACCCCAGCCCAGGGCAGCUGGACCUCCUGGUUGGCGGGACGGGUCUCAGUGAGGUUCAGCAACGCGCUGUCCCUCUCUCUCAAUUCCAGGGCAGAAGAGCUACAUCACCACCCUGCCACUUACAGGGUGAGGGACAGGGGUCUGUGGGCUCAGGCACAACCUGGAGAUCCUUGCAGCCCUCCCUGCCCACCCCUAGCCCCAUGCCCUCAGUCUGGUGGUGCUAGCGGCGUUAACUCAGAAGCCCUCACCCCAGGCACAGGUGAUGGACAGGGCCCUUGGCAGGCAUGCAGCGGUGGUGGUGGGUUAUAGCUGUGCCCGAGUCCGUCUAGCCGCUGCCCAGGACCAAGGGUUUUCAAAGAAGAGGGAGGGCUGCCUGGGUCUGGCUCCAAGGCAGAGCAGUGGCCCCUUGCUAAGUACAUGCUCAGCUAACCAUUAUGGCCUAAGCUUGAGGGGGCUGAAGCCCUACCCCUGAAGCCAGUGCUGUCCUCCUGGGGAGUGGCUCAUAGUUGGGAAUGGUGAGCCAACAUGCUCUGGCCCUGCUGUCCGUGGUGUUUGUGGAGACAAGAUAUAGGGGACGUGGGCCCCAGCGUGCCACUGCGAGAGGACCAGUGCACCUCGGCCUUGCUGCUGGGGUACCACAGAAGGGAAUACGAGGGCUGGGUUUUUAGAAAGGCUCAGAUCUCGGGCCCUGAAUCCCAGCAAUUUCCAUCAGAGACCACGCAGGUAGCAGAGCCAACUCCUAAACACCUAGCCUGCCAGAGGUUGGCAGCCGAGCGAGCAUCUGUGGCAAGCAUCCCCGCCAGCAUCACCAGCGGCAGAGAGUUCUCAAACCCACCCCGCCUCCCUCCCCACCCCUCGCCCUGCAACAGCACCCCAGCCAUCCCCUCCCCCACAUUCCAAUUCCUCCAACAAAGGGCUAAGACAAUUUAGUAAUCCCUUUCUUAAGAAGAAGGGUGGCAAGGAAGGCAAUCGUGAAUUUUAUUUUCUGUAGAAAUAGAAUUUCUUCUGGUGCAGAACUGAAAGGAAUCCAUCCAGAGGUUCUGUAGCAUCUGGAGCCCCUGAGUCCACCCCGGGGGAGGAACCUUGUUUACAAGCAGUUCUGUCCACCUUUGUGGUAUACUGUUUUCUAGGCAAAAAAUAUCUGUCUGUUGUACUGUAUAGCCUUUACAACGCACUCCAGGGAUGAGGGUCUUUUCAGAAACGCCUCCUGCUUCUGCAACCCUAGAGACUGCCCCGGGGAAAAAGAUAAAAAUCCCCACAUGCUCAUCAGUGUUUGAGGGAUAGAGCUGAACAGCUUUUCUUGUUCCUGGAUUAAGCGCUAAAUAAGCAACAAUGUAUCUUUUCUGUGUUCAAAAUAAAAAUAUCAAUAAAAAACGUUGCAAGAGGUAUGGAUCAAGGAUGGUGGGGAGGGGCUGGCACCAUCUGAAACUUGAAACAGUAAACAGCAGCAAGCUGAAAAUAUGUUCCUUCUCCCCAAAUUAGCACAGCCAUUGAGGCCUUGUCAUCUUCCUAUUGAAGAGGCUAUUGGGGUUGUCCCUGACUCACCCGAGUUAAUCUUUUAACCUCUCUGAAACUCAGCAUCUUUUCUCCCAGAUUUGGCCCUAAACCUCUGGACUCGACUCCAGCAACACCAAGGAUUGCACAUCUCACUUGGACAGCAGUUGGCUCUCCGCACCCAGAUGGCUUUGACUACCAGGAAGCAGGGGACAGGGGAUGUAAUCAGGAUGAAAGAAGUUGUUUUCUCCCCUUCUGCAGAAAUUCUCUUCCUGUCUGUGCUUGCCAUAAGACCUUGGCUUUGGUCGUUGAUCCCUUGGCCAACAGAGGCUGGUUCCCUCCCUCUGCCACUGUUCCCUCCCACAGGAACUCAAGUAGAGCCCACUAGCGCAGUCCUAAACUCCCGAGUGCCCUGACAGCGGGAUGCAAGCCUAAGGAAGGUACAGCCCACUCCCAGGUCCCAACAGUGCUGCGCCCAAGCAUCUCCACGCCAGGCCCACACUGCCACCUGCUGGCUGCCUGCCACCACUGUUCAGAGCAAAUGAACCCCACGGAUGAGCAGACUCCCUUCUCCCACUUUCAGACACUGACACUCACAGCUGUAGACAGAACCUUUUUAGGUCCUGGGCCUCUCUGUCUCCCUUGGAUGCUCCAUAGGUUGAAAGCAUUCAGGCGUUCCAUUUCUGGGAGUGACUUCUGCCCUCCAUCAUCUCUCCUUGGGCACAGCCAGAUAGCCAAGCCCCCGUCGCUGUAUGCAAAACAGUCACUCCUCUGUUCUUCUAAGCACCACUGUGCCUGGCUCAGGUGCCACCCCCAUGCUGCAAGGCCCCUGCUCCUGGGAAUGGAUGGAGCAGCCUUCAUGGCGAUAGUGCCCAGCCACCUGCUGACCCCAACCUGAACCACCGCACCCCGACAUCCAGUUCCAACACCACACUUAGGAUCCCACUGGCCCAGGGGGACUGUUGGGCUCGGUAUUUACUGCCUCUUCCAUCUCCAACAUGCCUUGUGUCCACUGCGACAUGCAAUGGCCUGUCCACCUAUAAAGCCACAUCCACAGUCUUUGUGCACAUUGCUACACAGAGACCUGUGCACACUCCCACAUGGAGACUGGCCACCUCUCUCCACCAGGGGCUGGAGGGGCUGGACCAAGGGGGGGCUCGCUGGACAGCAAGGCCAUGAAGGCCCCAAGGAGACAGGACCUGAAGGCAAAUUCCCAGGACAAUGGGAGCGGGGCAGGAGGUGGGGGGCAGGACCAGACCCUGGGAUAGGAUGUGGGUACAAGGGGUUAAUGGGGGAGGAGACCCCAGGAGCACUACCAGGGAGGGGGCAGUGAAACCAGGAAGGGAGGAAGCGUGUGCAGCAUGUCAUCAAACAGGUUGCCGCCACGGGCAACUCCACGAGAACGAGCAGAGCACACCUCUGUUAACCGCCUGAGGGAGAUGGAUCACUCACACAGCGGCUCUCACACUCAAAGGUCAUUGAGGCUGUUCCCCAGAGAAUGUUAAUCCCUGCCCUUUGUGCACCAAGUGGGCUCUUCUAGCCAAAUAAAGUCUUCAGACAGGGGCGCUGCAGCUGCUGGCUGAUGAGGCCACUGCCACGGGCCGGGCACGUUCCAAGGCCUGUGGACAGAGCGCCCAUGGCAUCCGCCACAUGUGAGCAGCAGGAAUCACCCGAGAGGAGGAGGGAAGGUGGCUACAAAGCCCGGUUCCAGUCCUGGGGGCCCCUGUGACCUUGGGCCAGACCCUUCCCUUCUCUGGGCCUCAGAACAUCCCCCAUCAGCCCACCCUAAGCCAAAGCAGCCCCUGCAAAUCUCCAGCAUCCUCUAUCCUCCUUCUGCCCCUGCCUUAUCCCCAAAGCAAGUCACUCUGGCAGGCAGAGAAAGCAGGCUCUCACCAAGCCAGCCACUCCCUGAGGGCCCAGGAAGUGUGACUAACGAGAUAGUUCAAGAGACUGCAGUGGCCCCAAGUGGAGGAGGCAGGCCCUGGAGCAGCCGGGCUGACCGGUGCACAAGACGCCACAGAAGGGAAUGGAUCCAGGCACCCUGCCAGCGUUCCCCCAUGAUCCUGGGCAACCCUGGAGAGACAGGGACGGAAGGCAGUUCGCAGUCACGAUGGGCUUCCCAGCAGCUGAGGACUAGGGUGUCCAGAAGGAGUGAAGCGGUUAAGUCAACAAGUAACCAAAAGAGGAGUUCCCGUAAUGGCUUAGUGGUUAACGAAACCAACUAGCAUCCAUGAGGACACGGGUUCAAUCCCUGGC